Molecule: messenger RNA, 800 nt
Organism: Cyprinus carpio (common carp)
Lineage: Eukaryota; Metazoa; Chordata; Actinopteri; Cypriniformes; Cyprinidae
Gene: anapc10
Product: anaphase promoting complex subunit 10
Biological process (GO): protein K11-linked ubiquitination; anaphase-promoting complex-dependent catabolic process
Cellular component (GO): anaphase-promoting complex
Source: RefSeq, a predicted model, not a curated record
AUGUCACUAAGUUAACGUUAGCUGUGGAAACGUCAGUAGGAAGACACUGUUGUCGAGUGAUUUUCAGGGACGUAACCAUGGCGACCGCCACAAAAACCCCCCCAGGUGCAGAUCCCAAGCAGCUGGAGCGCACGGGUACCGUCCGAGAGAUCGGAUCACAAGCCGUGUGGUCUCUGUCCUCGUGCAAGCCAGGGUUUGGAGUCGACCAGUUGAGAGAUGAUAAUCUGGAGACGUACUGGCAGUCUGAUGGCUCUCAGCCACAUCUAGUGAACAUUCAGUUCAGGAGAAAAACCACUGUGAAAAUGCUGUGUAUUUAUGCUGAUUAUAAAUCGGAUGAGAGCUACACUCCCAGCAAGAUCUCGGUCAGAGUGGGAAACAACUUCCACAACUUGCAGGAGAUUCGGCAGCUGGAGAUGGUGGAGCCGAGCGGUUGGAUUCACAUCCCUCUGUUGGAUCUGGUGAACAAUCCCAUCAGGACCUUCAUGAUCCAGAUCGCCGUGUUGGCCAACCACCAGAACGGACGGGACACGCACAUGCGGCAGAUCAAAGUCUACACGCCCGUGGAGGAGAGCUCCAUCGGCAAAUUCCCACGAUGCACCACUGUAGACUUCAUGAUGUACCGCACCAUCAGAUGAUCCGAGCUCUUGCUCGAAUGGACGGACUGAGCUGCAGACGCUGCCUUCUCUUAAGACUCUGUUCUAGAAUUAAAUGGUUUAAAAUGUGUUUUGUAAAGAAAACAGUUCAAAGUUAAUUUUAUGUGAAUGCAAAUCUACAGGAAAUAAAUGUUUUUUUGAAAUUAA